Symsagittifera roscoffensis is the source of this 651-nucleotide messenger RNA. Its product is annotated as luciferin 4-monooxygenase-like. The coding region runs from base 4 to 522 and encodes 172 amino acids. Gene Ontology annotation, molecular function: CoA-ligase activity. The record is from RefSeq and is a predicted model, not a curated record. Lineage: Eukaryota; Metazoa; Xenacoelomorpha; Acoela; Convolutidae. The transcript is spliced from 3 exons.
CCGAUGACUGAGGUGAAGUUGGUGGAUCUGGAGACGGGGGGUGUGGUUGAGAAUGGGCGUGAGGGGGAGAUAUGUGUGAGGGGUCCCCAAGUGAUGAAGGGAUACUACAAAAACGAAGAGGCCACUAGAAGCACAAUAGAUGCAGACGGGUGGCUUCACUCAGGAGACAUAGCGAAGUACGAGAACUCUCAAUUUCUAAUCACGGACAGAAUUAAGGAACUCAUCAAAACCAAAGGCGAGCAAGUGGCUCCUGCCGAGCUAGAGGGCAUUCUUCUCACCCAUCCCUCCAUUCAAGACUGCUGUGUGUUCGGACUACCCCACCCAAAAUUAGGCGAAGCUCCUUCGGCCGCUGUCGUUUUGAAGCCCGGACAGAAUAUGUCGGAGCGGGAACUUAAAAGUUUUGUGUCCAGUAAAGUGGCGCCGUACAAACAGCUCGCGGGAGGUGUUCGGUUCAUAGACAUAAUUCCAAAAACCGCCAGUGGAAAAAUUCUGAGACGCAUUCUAAGGGCGAGAUAUUUGUAAAUUCUCAAUUUUUUGAGUUUUGAACAAUGUUUUUUUUUUUUAAAAAUGCUUCCACUUUUUUUUAUUAAUCCAGAUUAUUCUUCUUGUGAGCAGAAUUUGUCACACGAUAUAAAACCUGCAGAAAAUAAA